Lathyrus sativus (Indian pea) is the source of this 2187-nucleotide messenger RNA. The record is from the annotation of a GenBank genome assembly. Lineage: Eukaryota; Viridiplantae; Streptophyta; Magnoliopsida; Fabales; Fabaceae.
AUGGAUUCGGUUCCGCCUCUCCCUCCUUGGACUUCAGAUGACGAUUUUCUACUCAAGAACGCCAUUGAGACUGGAGCUUCACUGGAAUCGCUGGCAAAAGGAGUUGUUUCCUUCUCCCGGUGGUAUUCACUUAGGGAGUUGAGGGAACGCUGGCAUUCUGUUCUCUAUGAUUCUGAUGUUUCUGAUGAAGCUUCUGUUGCCAUGAAGAAUUUGGAGCUUGCCAAGUCUAAUGGUAAAGCAGCAAAGGAAGUUGCGGGUUCUGCGGAAGUUGCUGCUCCGAAGAGGAAGAAUCAGACCAUUCGCAAGGUAUAUAAUGCCAUGCGGAAGAGACUUCGCACGGAGGUUUUUUUUAAUUCUUUUGAUAUGGCUUUACAUGAUGAGAUGUGUAUUGAAAAAAACACCAAUGAAGAUGAAAUUGGUGGGUCUGGUAAUAUUAAUAAUGCUAGUUUAAAUUUGCUUGUCAAUAGUUUAGUUAAGGAUGGGAAUCAAUUGGGGUUAGUGGGAGCUAGGGCAGGGUCAUCUCAUUCAAUGAGUGAAGAUCCAAUUCGGAAGACAAUUGAGGAUGUGCAUGCACCUAACAUGCCGGUUCAUGUUAGUCUUGAAAAGGAAAAUGGAGUUUCUGAGUCAAAAGAGAUGAUUCCCCGUGUUUCUGAUGCACUCUUGAACUCUCCGAAUGGAGACAAACUUAUGUUUAUGAAUAUAGGUGAGAAAGAUGAGACUGAAGUGGAUAAGCAGUCUGUUGUUAAUGUUGAUUCAAAUCUGUUGCCUUCUCCUUGUGACAUUCAAGGUGAUGAUAUGUCUGGUGUUGGUGAGUCUCAGAAGUUGGCUGAAGAAACACAACUUGCUAUGGCAAAUGGUCCGUCUGCUGUGUUAGAUGUUGUUGCCAACUCGUCAGGCAGCAGUCACAGUGAUGUGGGUUUUGCUUCUGAUUGUGAAAAGGAAGUCCAGUCAUCUGGUGCGGUGCAAAAAUCUGACCCUAAGCCUGCAAAUGAAUUUAGGUUAUGUUCAUUGAACACUGAGGACCCUAUUAUCCCGUCAGAUGACACUAACCGUGCAAAUGUAUUUGAUGUAGUUCCUAAUUCUGAUAACAUAACUUCUACAGUAGUUCCGACUGUAAACAUAUCCACCGUAGUAGUUCCUAAUUCUAUGAUUCUGAAACCCAUAUCGAUUGUUAAAGAGGUGGGGUAUCCGGAUUCCUCUAUUAUUAAUCUAACAAAAAGGGAACCAAAUGAAGGGUUGAAGAGAAAAGACACCUCUUCAAGCUCUUUUGCAGCUUCUCAGUCAUUUCGACCAGGAUUAGUUCCUAAUAUAAAUCCAAGCAAGGAAAAUUCAGUUGCCGCUGUACUAAAAAUUGAAAAUCUUGCAAAGAACUCAAAUUCCAAAGUUUCUAGGCAGAGUAACAAUGCCACUGUCAACAUCAACCCAAGUCAAAGCAGAUUAGUUCAUGCAACUAUGAAGCAUGCCUCAUAUGGACAUCCGGCACCAGAGGUAGUUAUUGCUCUGCCUUCACCUGUUAAUUCACAUCCAAUGGAAGAGGAGGAUAAGUCUUUACCUGAGAAAGAAGAAAAAUUGACAUGCAUUGAUCAGGUAAAAGGCAAUGCUGAUGAUGAUUAUGAUAGUGAUAGCGAUGAGGAGCAUGAAGUUCCUUACUAUUCUGAUGCUGAAGGAAUGAUUCUUGAAAUGGAUUUAGGUCCGACUGAUCAAGAUACAAAUGCAAGCACCGAAGUGAUAAGGUAUCAGAGUGAUGAAACUAAGAAGACCAUCAUGAGACUGGAGCAAUGUGCCCAGUCUUUUGUGCAAAGAGCUAUUGCAUCUCGAGGUGCACUUGCAGUGUUUUAUGGGCGCACUCUGAAGAAAUAUAUCGAAAAAUCCGAGGUGAUAAUUGGCAGAUCAACAGCUGACACAGAUGUUGAUAUUGACUUGGCUAGAGCAGCGAAAGAUGCUCACAAGAUAUCUAGAAGACAAGCUUCAAUAAAGAUGGACGCAAAUGGUUCUUUCAUCAUCAAAAACCUUGGCAAGAGGACUUUAUACUUGAAUGGCAAAGAAGUUCCAAAAGGACAGAUGCGGGGUCUGAGUGCUGGUAGUUUGAUCGAGAUUUGGGGCUUGGCAUUUAUCUUUGAUGUCAAUAAGAAAUGUGUUGAGAGGUUUAUAGGAAAUGUGAAUGAACAGAACCAGAUAGAAGAAUGA